Pecten maximus is the source of this 1649-nucleotide messenger RNA. RefSeq names its product ras-related and estrogen-regulated growth inhibitor-like protein. The record is from RefSeq and is a predicted model, not a curated record. Bases 395 to 1060 code for a protein of 221 amino acids. The transcript has 4 exons. NCBI's taxonomy places the organism in Eukaryota, Metazoa, Mollusca, Bivalvia, Pectinida, Pectinidae. Gene Ontology annotation, molecular function: GTP binding; GTPase activity.
ACCUAAUCUUAAAGCACCGCGAACAGCGGUUGGGGCACAGUCUCUUCAUAACAAGGACGACUAACAAUAAUUUUGAAGAAAAAGGAAUACUCGGUUAAAUCCUACUCUAAAGUUAAAAGGCGUGUCUGCGUGUUUCUUAAGGGAUAUAAGAUGACAAAUAUUUCACUGCGAGCCGAGGGAAGAUUUAUUAACUUAAAGAUGAACUAUUGAUAUGGUUCUCCUUUCAUCGGUGUUGGUUGGAAGAAUUUGACGUUUCUGGAUUGGAACAGUGUGUAAUUAUCUGUUAAAAACCCAUACAAACAGGAGCCAAAAGCUGACAAUCUCGAUGCAGUGGCUGUUUGCUAUGUAGAAACUAUCAGUCAGAUUUGGUAAUUUUUUGUUUACACUAUCACCAAUGAAGCUGAAUAUGUCAAGCCUCAGAGUCGUGGUUCUUGGAGCCGAAAAAGUAGGAAAAUCAGCUGUGACGGUGAGAUUUUUAACCCGAAGAUUCAUUGGUGAAUACAAUUCAAACAUAGAUCUUCUGUAUAAAUCAAGCAUAAAACAAGAGGAUUAUAUGACGGACAUAGAAAUAUUGGACACAUGCACAAAAAAGGACUGUACUACACUUCCGGCGGAUGGCCAAGUCACGUGGGCUGAUGCGUUCGUCAUUGUAUACAGUAUAUGUGAUAAAUGCUCUUUCGAGCGUGCUAAACUUCUCCUUGAGACUGUCAACAAACAGCGAUCAUCAUCAUACGUCCCAACAUUACUAAUCGGUAACAAAACAGAUCUAGAACAUCGGCGUGAGGUUGGUGUCGACGAAGGCCACCAGAUGGCGCUCGAGUUUAACUGUCAGUACUAUGAGGUGUCAGCUGCCGAAACCAAUAUAACUAUAAGUGUUGCGUUUCAGGCACUUCUGAGAGAAACAAAGAUAGUACAACAGAAUAAACCGUUGUUAAAACGGCGACGAAGCUCGCUGGUGACCGUUUCCAGGAAACUAGGUGCCAUGUUCGGAAAGAAGGACAAUGAGCUGGACAGAAGGAGGACUUCAGUUGAUAUUGCAAGUCCUAAAUUGACGUCAUGACAAUGACGUCACGAAGAGAUUAUAAAAUCGUUCAUUUUCACCAUUCGUCUCACAUAUUAAUUAAAUUGAAUAAACCUCAGUAUCAAUUAAACUAAACGUGCGUUUAACGGAGUCGAAACAAACUGCGAACUGCCACGUGAAAAAAGGGAAAAAAACUUGUGGAUCUCCUUCAUACGUUUAUGACAUGUUUAAUUUCAUGGUUCUGACAAAUAAUGUUGGUUCGUGUUGCGUGUAUGUCUAGAUAAUAGAUAUCCAUAAAAUGGCUAUGAAAAGGGCAUAUCGAACUUUAUAGCACUUUCAGUGUAGUGCAAACACGUUUACCCUGUAAUCAUGGGGAGGCCGAGAGCAUAAACAUACCGCCUCCUGAACCUGGUGUUGACGUACAGUUCACGGGUUAUAUGACAGAAAAUGACAGGAUUGUGUCGAUUUUGUGACCAAGACAACCCCUGUGUUUUGAUUACUUUGGCGUGAAACGCCAGAUGUGUGUGAUAGUUGUUAAUCCAUAUUGUUAUUGUUGUGUUUCAGAGAUGUUGUUUGAUAUCUUGUAAUUAAAGUAAAAAUUAUGAUUCCAUCUCAGAUUACCUUAAAA